AAUCUUUCGAAAUUCACCUCAAUCACUCGAGAUGCCUCGAAGUUUUGUGCACGCUAUUUCAGAUCUCGAUCUAAUCGUGCACCUCAAACAUAUGCCUCUCCUCCCAAUUUGCACAAUUAACUGCAAUCUGGCUGAACUGGAUUGCUUCUAGGAUUGAGGUGCUUUGAAUAAACAUGCCGCCUAUGAUAUUGGAUCAAUUCGAGAACCCCUUCCGGUCUUCCUCGAGCAAUUCCUUCCAUGAUGCUGCGAACUCAUUCUCUCCGAACCAUGUCGCUACCGAGCCUCUGUUCAAAGACCAAGACGAGAUUAGUGAAGAGGGCGAAAGCUCCUCAGCGUCCAGCACACAAUGGGCAGGCUUCUCAAGCCCAGCCGGAUCGCCAGUCUGCGAGUCAAACCAAGAUCCCGACAAGAGUGAAAGCGAGAGCGAGCUCGAUGAAAAUGUUUUCGGUUCAGAUAGCCACGAUCAACCUCUUGUAUCCGAGUCGGAAAAUCUCCGGGGAAGUUUUCAACAAAGUCAUGGCCAAGCAUCCCUUCAGCCUUCGCAAUUGACGAUCCCACGAUCACAAUAUUACGGAUACAAACCUCCUCUCGAUAUUUGCGAGGAAAAAGUGGCUGUUAAGGAUCUGAUGGAUGCUCUGAAACAACAAAAGCUUGCCAAUCAGUCUUCGGGGCCCAACAAUGGCGAAUACGAUGCAUAUUUUGAAGAGCUCGAGCUUUCAAAUUUUGCUGUAUAUCUUCCGCCGAGCAACACAUGGCAUCCGUGUGAGAUGCAAGGUUUGCAGGUUCUUGCGACCAAAACCGGUCGCGGGAGUUUUUAUUUUGACGGAAUCCUGAGCACAGGCAGUACAAGACGUUAUGUGCAAGGAGUUCCGUUCGAGAUCUGCUCUAUCGGAAAUUAUGGCAAGGAUUCUGACGAAGUUGGAAGGGAUAUUUGGAUCCAGUCAGUAUUGAACGAAAAGUCAAAGUCGAAUAUCUUUUACAGCUUGGCAACGCCAUCAUCCGAAUACGAGCGCUUCCAUGAAGGCUUUCUCUGGUUGGCAAAUCUGGCAAAACAUUUUGUGGAUUUUUGCCAAUCGAGCGAGCAUCCAGUUUCUAUCCACCAUUUCAGAUUAGACUUUUAUGCCUGGUUGAAGCAGACUCAUGGGGCCUCGUUGGCGUUCAACAGUUGGUACCAGGAAUAUGGUAACCAAGAUUUUAGACGAGCUGUUGCUCGAAAUAUCCCCUUUCUUUUCAAGGAGAGCAUUGGGGUGGACGGGGGCCUGAGGUCUCAGCCGAUCUGGCGCGAGACCAUGGAAAGAGAUUCGGUUCCAAACCAGCAAAUACAAGAAAAAAUGACGGUGGUCACUCCGUAUGUCUAUGAGUGCUUCAAGGACAUCAGCUUUGGGCAUCACUUGCUUCCCAUCGAACCGUCAAGCAUCUCAAAAAUGCAGCAAACAACGCAAGGCAAAAUUCUAGACCUGACUACCAGCUCCCUAUCAGCAAGCAAACCCGAUAAAUCACCAGCGAGUCGCAUUCCUAACCGGCUCACCGAAGUCACAGUUCAGGUCCACACAGUGCAGAAAAAGAUCAAACACAUCAAGAUUGGCGAUGUUCUAUCUGUCACUAAAGAUGGGCGGGGCUCAGUCUGGAAGGACGAAGCCAGUCAAUGGAAAGCAGCUAGCGACUGUUGGUAUGUUUGCGUUCAGGGGAUCCAUGAGCCAAACAAUGGCCAAAAAUCCUACGACGCAAUCUGGCUGUACUCUCCGGCGGACACCAUGUGCGGUCUCAUGAAAUACCCAUGGCCCAAUGAACUGUUUCUUUCAGACAACUGUACUUGUUCGCACAAAAGGAUUGAAGAGGACGAAAUUUUGGACGUUGUUAGCGUUCUAUGGCAUGGCUAUCCAUCAGAAGCAGGCCGAAGACUUGUUGUUCGACAAACCUAUCUAGAGAACGAAAGAUUUGUCACCUUGCAGGAAGCACACAAAAAGUGUGAGCAUCUGAAGGAGCGGGACCAGACUGGGACAUCAAUAAACCUGAGCAAAUACCCAAUCGGCCAGACUGUCCUUAUCGCUCCAUCUCAGAAGUCCCGGCACGGAUUGGAGCCCUACGAGAUUGUAAAGUAUAUCACAGAAGGGUCUAAACAUUUCGCAGUUCUGAACCGCCUUCGGAGGAGACGAGAGAUCGAUGGCACAGGCCGGCCCAACGAAUUGGUCUAUACCACGAGCCACACAGAAAAAGUUAGCGUCAACAAGCUUGAACGUACAUGCCUCGUUCGUCUCUACCGAGAAUCCGACGCGGAAGAUCGUCGUAUCCCAGCUCCAUACAGUAGGGAUGGUACUGGGAACGCAUUUUACAUCACCUCUCGGUUAAGGGAAGAGAAUGGCAUCUCAAAAUUGAUUCCCAUUGAAGAAGAUCUUCCACAAACUCUGAUACAGGGCUUUGAUCCAACCAGCAUCCUGCCGGAAAGCCGCAAAGUACUCAGAGGGAUGGAUCUUUAUUGUGGCGGUGGAAAUUUCGGCAGAGGUAUUGAAGAAGGCGGUGCUGUUCACAACGAAUGGGCUGUGGACCUCAACAAGAACGCUAUCCACACAUAUUCAGCUAACUUGAAGGACCCUGCGGGAACGAAGCUUUUUUAUGGCUCAGUGGACGAUCUCCUCAAACAAGCAUUGCAGGAGAAUCCCAAGAAGUCUGACCUGAUACCAUUUCCAGGUGAAGUCGAUUGUAUCUCUGCUGGAAGCCCUUGCCAAGGGUUCAGCAAGCUGAAUGUUGCACGGAACAAUGAUACUGGCCUCAAGAACCAGUCUCUUGUCGCCUCGGUGGCGUCUUACGUCGACUUUUACCGACCCAAGUACGGCAUCUUGGAGAACGUCAUGGCAAUGGCACAGAAGUCCGGCAACCGAGACAAAGACGUCUUAUCUCAACUAAUUUGUGCUAUCGUUGGGAUCGGGUUUCAACUUCAAGUGUUCGUUCUUGACGCUUGGAGCACCGGAAGCCCUCAGUCGAGGACUCGACUGUUCGUCGCGUUCGCAGCUCCUGGUCUCGAGCCGCUCAAGCAUCCAGAAUUAUCCCAUUCUCAUCCGCCAAAGGUUAGAGAUUUUGGGCUUGGUAAAUUAGCAAACGGCCAGAGCUUUGGUCAUCGAAUUCGAGGGCUAACCCCAUUUGAAUAUGUCACUGCUGGUGAUGCGACAAAAGAUCUCCCAAGAAUUGGAGACGGAUGCACAUAUCAGUGCACGAAGGAGCCUGACCACGUCUCGGGAUCUGGGAUGUCAACAGACCUCAGAAACCAGAUCAGAGCAAUCCCCACCUUUCCCCGAGGGAUGAACUUCUCAAAAGCCUGGAAUGAGUCAAAUGGUGUAAUGACACAAGAGCAAAGAGAUCUCUUCCCGCUGUAUACCAGAGAAGGAAAACUCCGUGAAAACACAAAGCACGGUUCCCAUGCAUGGGGUCGAGUCAGUCCAAAGGGGCUCUUCCCAACAAUCGUCGUCGCCCUCUCCGCAGCUGACAGUAGAGUCGGUUGUAACUUGCAUUGGGACGAUCACAGAUACUUGACGACAAUGGAAGCCAGAAGGGCCCAAAGCUUCCCGGAUGACGAAAUCCUUCUUGGUAGCCCUGCUGAGGGGUGGAAGUUAAUGGGCAACAGCGUUGCUAGGAGUGUUGCGCUCGCCCUUGGACUCUCGCUGCGGGAAGCAUGGUUAAAGAACGAUCCCGACAAUGAACCGCUGCCAACGAAAGACAACAUUUCCUCACCUGUUUUGAAGGAACGACGAUCCGGCAUCGAGAUCGUUAUACACACCUCGGCUCGGCGCAGUAAACCUAAGACAGAACAGGUCAAAGCCUCCGCAAAGCAGCAAACUACCCCUGUUGUUGAUGCCGAACUGGCCUCGAAGAGUCUUGGUAAGGCAAACCGUCGGACCGUCGCACCCAAAAAAGCUCGGGGAAGUAGACUUGUGCCAGAUUUGGAAUCACCCAUGGGCGAAGAGGGUGCAUCAUCGAUUAGUUCCAUUAACCGACCUGUCUUUACCAACACGGGUCGAAGCAGAAGAGAAAUUCCCGAUUCUAUGGAGGCUUCGGCCGACGAAGACAGUCUUCCUAAGGAGACUUUCCAUCGUUUCCUGGGUUCACUUGAGCUUAGGACCCCUAGCAGUCGCGAUGAGCUCGCGUUAUCCGAAAGUGGCGAAAACUCGAAAUCUAGGCAAGCCAAACUCACGUCACGCAAAAGACCGCACGGCAUGAUACAGAAAUCGGAGGAGAUGGCACAUGAACGGAGUCGCAAAGUGCCCAGGGUCAUAAUUCCCUCGACCACGUCCUCAAGCGGUCCGGCAUCCCGCCCUACAAAUCGGCAACACCCAAAAGCACAAUCCUUGAAUGCAUCAACUCUCGUUAAGAAGCUAGACGAUGUUAGGAGGGAUCAGAGUCGUCGAAGACCGGAACCUCUCAGCAACGAUGACGACGAUGGGGAUUCCAACAAAGAGAUCGCCGCUGCCCCGUCUUACUCAGCUCAGCCAUCUAGUCUGAAGAGCAGCGUCAAGUCAAGAGCGAAUCAAACAGCAAACAGCAGCAGUUCUAAAACUCCAUCGAAGGAAAAUGCUAAGGAUCGAGUUGUUAUCAGUCUCGUGACCGAGGACGAGCACGAGGACGAGGAUGAGGAUCUGGGAACUACAGCAGGACUACUUGGGCGGGCAGGUGUACCCUCAGCCUCCAAAUAUGUGCCAGUUGACAACGGCAACCUCUUGGCAUAUGCACAAACAAAUCGAUUCAUGAACCAUGGGAAGAACAGGAAGCGGGUUACAGUGAGAUAGCGGGACCAUACAGGAGAGCGAGAGGUAGCAUUUGCUUUGGUUUGUAGUCAUUUAGCGAGCAUAUGACAACACGGGCGUUCAGGGUCAACGAUUUGAGGUUACAAUGAUACCCGUUCCCGUGUUCACACGGAGCACUUUCCGUUCUUGUACUUCCAGACGGCGACUUCUGGACGCAGAUGGGAUUCCGGUUCUGAAUGGGGGAGAUCUCUCUGACGACGGGGGGAUUUGCAGCAUCGCAGAUAGGACAAAGUAAUCAAUCAAUCAAUCGUAAUAAUACUUUUU
This is a messenger RNA of Hyaloscypha bicolor E, 5060 nucleotides long. RefSeq lists its product as uncharacterized. Gene Ontology annotation, molecular function: methyltransferase activity. Bases 174 to 4778 code for a protein of 1534 amino acids. The transcript is spliced from 3 exons. Lineage: Eukaryota; Fungi; Ascomycota; Leotiomycetes; Helotiales; Hyaloscyphaceae. Gene Ontology annotation, cellular component: nucleus. The record is from RefSeq and is a predicted model, not a curated record.